Messenger RNA from Scleropages formosus (Asian bonytongue), 9060 nucleotides. It is a transcript of the gene hcfc1b, whose product is annotated as host cell factor C1b. The transcript has 28 exons. Gene Ontology annotation, cellular component: histone methyltransferase complex. The record is from RefSeq and is a predicted model, not a curated record. The coding region runs from base 153 to 6515 and encodes 2120 amino acids. Lineage: Eukaryota; Metazoa; Chordata; Actinopteri; Osteoglossiformes; Osteoglossidae. Gene Ontology annotation, biological process: chromatin remodeling; regulation of DNA-templated transcription. Gene Ontology annotation, molecular function: transcription coactivator activity; protein binding.
CGAGUUGUAAUGUAGUUUUUGUUAAGAAGAUGGCGGCUUCCUGGAAGGCAUGAGAAAGGCUAGCUUCUCCUUAACAAACCGAAAUCAUAAGAGCAUAAAUUCACCGAGUCCCGCCCUCGAGAUAUUUUGCUAAUAUAAGGCAAAGGAUCGAUAUGUCUUCACCUGGUUCCACGGGAUCCGGGACCACGGGCACGGUUCUGCAGCCUCGAUGGAAGCGGGUGCUGGGCUGGUCCGGCCCCGUUCCUCGACCGCGACACGGCCACCGAGCUGUCGCUAUCAAGGAGCUAAUGGUAGUUUUCGGGGGAGGAAAUGAAGGAAUCGUGGAUGAGUUGCACGUAUACAACACAGCCACUAACCAGUGGUUUAUACCAGCCGUUCGUGGUGACAUUCCACCUGGCUGUGCUGCCUAUGGUUUUGUGUGCGAUGGCACACGCCUGCUGGUCUUUGGCGGCAUGGUGGAAUAUGGCAAGUACAGCAAUGACCUGUAUGAGCUGCAGGCCAGCCGAUGGGAGUGGAAGAAGCUGAAGCCGAAAGCUCCAAAGAAUGGCCCCCCUCCUUGCCCUCGCCUGGGCCACAGCUUCUCCUUGGUUGGAAGCAAGUGCUAUCUGUUUGGGGGACUGGCUAAUGACAGCGAAGAUCCCAAGAACAACAUUCCCAGGUACCUGAAUGACUUGUACAUCCUGGAGCUGCGUCCUGGCUCCGGAGUUGUUGGGUGGGACAUCCCCAUCACAUAUGGUGUGCUGCCGCCCCCUCGCGAGAGCCACACGGCUGUGGUCUACACUGAUAGAGCCAACAAGAAGUCUUGCCUGGUUAUCUAUGGAGGCAUGAGCGGGUGCCGCUUGGGAGACCUGUGGACCCUUGACAUCGACUCCCUGACCUGGAACAAGCCUACCGUGAAUGGCACAGCUCCGCUGCCACGCAGCCUCCAUUCAGCCACUACCAUCACUAACAAGAUGUAUGUGUUUGGAGGGUGGGUGCCCCUGGUCAUGGAUGACGUGAAAGUGGCAACACAUGAGAAGGAGUGGAAGUGCACAAACACUCUGGCCUGCCUCAAUUUGGACUCCAUGACAUGGGAAUCAGUGUUGAUGGACACUCUAGAGGACAACAUUCCAAGAGCCCGAGCAGGACACUGUGCUGUUGCCAUCAACUCGCGCCUCUAUGUCUGGAGUGGUCGUGAUGGCUACCGCAAAGCCUGGAACAACCAAGUCUGUUGCAAAGACCUUUGGUACUUGGAGACAGAGAGACCACCAGCCCCAGCAAGAGUCCAGCUGGUUCGUGCCAACACAAACUCCCUGGAAGUGAAUUGGGGCACAGUGACCACAGCUGACACAUACCUGUUGCAGCUGCAGAAGUAUGACAUCCCUGCUGCCACAGCUGCAACUUCACCAGCUGUCAACCCCACACCCUCACUGCCCAGCAACUCUCCGAAGAGCCCUGCUCCUGCAGCAGCGGCCCCUUCCUCACAGAGCCUGCCCCUCACUGGCAUCACACUUGUGCCCCAGGUGGCCUCACCCACCGCCUCUCUGCCUGGUAGCCCACUGGCUGCCGCUGCGGCCCGUGGACCAGCCAUCCUGAAGGUAGCAGCACCCCAUUCCAGCACUGGGACCUCUAUUGUCACUGUGCGGCAUGCCAGUCAAGCUGGAAAAUCUCCCGUCACUGUGACCUCACUUCCGGCUGGUGUCCGAAUGGUUGUUCCUGCACAGAGCACUCAAGGAACGCCAAUUGGAAGCAGUCCCCAAAUGAGUGGAAUGGCAGCUCUUGCUGCUGCUGCUGCAGCCACACAGAAGAUUCCCCCAUCAUCGGCCCCCACUGUACUCAAUGUGCCUGCUGGUGCCACCAUUGUCAAAACGGUGCCAGUUACUGCUGGUACCACUACCCUGCCGGGCACUGUCAAAGUGGCAUCGCCUGUUAUGGUUAGUAACCCUGCCACCCGCAUGCUUAAGACGGCAGCAGCCCAAGUGGGAACAUCAACAGUUUCCACGCCCAAUACACCCUCGCGGCCCAUCAUUACCGUGCACAAGUCUGGCACUGUCACUGUUGCUCAGCAAGCCCAAGUAGUCACGACUGUGGUGGGUGGUGUCACCAAGACCAUCACUCUCGUCAAGAGUCCCAUCACGAUGGGAAGUAGCGGUACACUGAUCUCCAAUCUGGGGAAGGUGGUGUCUGUUGUGCAGACCAAGCCAGUGCAGACCUCUGCUGUGACAGGUCAAGCUUCCACCAGCCCGGUCACUCAGAUCAUACAGACAAAGGGUCCUCUCCCUGCUGGCACCAUCCUCAAGCUGGUAACUUCAGCAGAUGGAAAGCCCACCACCAUCAUUACUACCACCCAGGCAGGGGGCACUGGCAACAAGCCCACCAUCCUGGGGAUCAGCAGUGUGUCACCUACAACCACCACCAAGCCAGGCACCACCACCAUUAUCAAGACCAUCCCCAUGUCAGCUAUCAUAACCCAGCCUGGAGCCACAGGAGUGACUAGCACCCCAGGGAUCAAGUCGCCCAUCACAAUUAUCACUACUAAGAUGAUGACGGCUGGCACAGGAACACCUGGAAAAAUCAUCACGGCUGUGCCCAAGUUGGGUACAGGACCUGGCCAACAGGGGGUGACACAGGUAGUUCUGAAGGGGGCACCAGGUCAGCCAGGCACUAUUCUCCGCACAGUGCCUAUGGGUGGGGUCCGUCUGGUUACCCCUGUCACUGUGUCUGCUGUCAAGCCAACCGUGACCACACUUGUCGUCAAGGGAACAACUGGUGUUACCACUCUUGGGACUGUGACAGGAACAGUUUCCACCAGUCUUGCAGGAGGCAGCAUUGCCGGUGCUAAUGCCUCCCUAGCAACUCCCAUCACCACCCUGGGCACCAUUGCAACCCUGUCCAGUCAAGUGAUCAAUCCUGCUGCCAUCACUGUCUCCAGUGCCCCAACCAGCUUGACUACAGCGUCACCUUUGCCCACUCCGACCAUCACCAUGCAGUCUGUGAACCAGCCGACCCAGGUGACCCUGAUAACCACCCCCAGUGGUGUAGAAGCUCAGCCGGUGCAGGACUUGCCAGUGUCCAUCCUUGCCUCACCCACCUCCGAGCAACCUACUGUUAGUGUGGCUGAGGCAGGGGGUGAUGUGCCCGGGACUGUAACAUUGGUUUGUUCAAACCCGCCGUGUGAGACCCACGAGACCGGGACCACCAACACAGCAACCACAGCCUCAGCAAACAUGGGAGUCCAACGCGUGUGCUCAAACCCUCCGUGUGAGACCCAUGAAACCGGGACCACCAACACAGCCACCACCGCUUCUGCCAAUAUAGGAGUGCAGCGCGUGUGCUCAAACCCUCCUUGCGAGACCCAUGAGACCGGGACCACCAACACAGCCACUGUGGCCUCUGCAAGCAUGGGCGGAGUACAGCGAGUGUGCACCAACCCACCAUCGGAGACUCAUGAAACUGGCACCACCAACACCGCCACCACCGCCAGCUCCAACAUGGGCUCUGACCAGAUAGGCACCGUCCAGAGCCAGUCUGGUUCAAAGUCUCCGCCCUCUAGCUCCUCUUCUCCGCCACCUCCCUCCUCCAUUCCAGAGCCCAGCGCUGCCCCUGGCGUCCUGCGGCCAGAGAACCUGCGCACCGGCACCACAUACACCUCCACCACAGCGCAUGCCAACAUGGGCUCUGACCAGACGGGCACUGUGCAGAGCUCACAGUCCACCCCAGAGAACCGUAGAUCCCUCAGCAGUGCCUCUUGUCCUGUCUCCCAGAUGUGCUCAGGGAAAGAAGUUCCAGUCUGCUCCAGUCCAUCCUGUGAGACCCACGAGACAGGCACCACCAACACAGCUACCCAGGUAGCUUCCAGCAUGGGCACUGGGCAGACUGGGGCGGUGCAGAGAGUGUGUUCCAAUCCACCCUGUGAGACCCAUGAGACAGGCACCACCAACACAGCUACCCAGGCAGCUUCCAGCAUGGGCACUGGGCAGACUGGGGCGGUGCAGAGAGUGUGUUCCAAUCCACCCUGUGAGACUCAUGAGACAGGCACCACCAACACAGCUACCCAGGCAGCUUCCAGCAUGGGCACUGGGCAGACUGGGGCGGUGCAGAGAGUGUGUUCCAAUCCACCCUGUGAGACCCAUGAGACAGGCACCACCAACACAGCUACUCAGGCAGCUUCCAGCAUGGGCACUGGGCAGACUGGGGCGGUGCAGAGAGUGUGUUCCAAUCCACCCUGUGAGACUCAUGAGACAGGCACCACCAACACAGCUACUCAGGCAGCUUCCAGCAUGGGCACUGGGCAGACUGGGGCGGUGCAGAGAGUGUGUUCCAAUCCACCCUGUGAGACUCAUGAGACAGGCACCACCAACACAGCUACUCAGGCAGCUUCCAGCAUGGGCACUGGGCAGACUGGGGCGGUACAGAGAGUGUGUUCCAACCCACCCUGUGAGACUCAUGAGACGGGCACCACCAACACACCAUCAACAGCCUCCUCUAACAUGGGUGCCAGCCAGACGGGCACUGUGCAGAGGAUCUGCUCCAAUCCGCCCUGUGAGACCCACGAGACCGGGACCACCAACACAGCUACCACAGCCACGUGCAGCAUGGAGACUGAUGAAGGUUCAGUUCAGCAGAGCAAUAUGCCACAGGGAGACAACAGCGCAGACUCUUCUUCCUCUCCUGCUCUCUUGCCUGAAGCAGCUAAUCCCACUGCGUCGCAGAGCCGAGCCAUUACCACUGUGACUCAGGCAACACCAGCGCCAGGACCUUCAGUGCCUGCAAUCUCUUCAAUCGUGGAUGCCUCAGCUCUACCGUGUGAAGAGGCUCCGACUGAGCUGGCCCAGGAGCACCUGCCACAGCAGCAGGAUGAAACCUUGGCUGCUGAGCAGCUCCAGGCGAUGCCUGUGGAAACUGCUGCUCCGGAGGAAGAGGGUGAGCCGAUGCAGACAGAGUGCCAGGGGGAGCUGGGAGCGGAUUCUGUCGUAGGGGUGGUGUCCAUGGAGGAGGAGGAAGCCACCAGUGUCGCGGUGGCUGUAGCAGAAGCGGAAGCAGCAGCUGUGUUACAGGCAGAGGUGGAUCAGUUACCAAUGGCCAUGGAGACACAGCACAGUCAAGAAGAACAAGCAGAGCAGUUGGAGCAAGGAGUUGAUGAGGCAGGAGCAUCCCAUGACCCAGAAGCCCUAGCGCUGCCCCAGGAGCUCAUGGCAGAGGGGCAGCCCACCACCCUAAUGGUAACAGGCCUUACUCCGGAGGAGUUAGCAGUUACUGCAGCUGCAGAGGCAGCUGCUCAAGCAGCAGCCACAGAGGAAGCCCAGGCCCUGGCCAUCCAGGCCGUCCUGCAGGCUGCACAGCAGGCUGUCAUGAGUGAGGCUGAUGCAGGUGCUGAUGGUCAGCAGACCACCACAAUUCCCAUAGUGCUCACACAGCAGGAGCUGGCUGCUUUGGUCCAGCAGCAGCAGCAGUUGCAGGAAGCCCAAGCACAAGCCCAAGCAGCCGCCGCUGCCGCCGCCGCUGCUGCUGCCGCAGCCGCAGCUGCUGCCCAACAGCAGGCUAACGUCCAGGCCGCUGCCCUGCCCACAGAGGGUUUGGCCCCUGCUGACAGCCUCAACGAUCCCACAUCUGAGAGUAAUGGGCACAAUGAGAUGGCUGCUGCAGUUUCCAGUGCCGUGGCCAGCCUGCUGCCCUGCACCUCUGCUGAGAGUCUGGCCCCAUCAAGUACCUUUGCACCCUCGCAGCCCAUGGUUGUUGCCAGCCCUGUUAAAGUGCAGGCAGCAUCUUCUCUGGGCGAGGUGGCUAAUGGCAUUGAAUCUGCAGCAGGGAAGCCGAGUCCCUCACCUGCUGUUGUCAAGGCCCCUGUGAAAAAGGAAAACCAGUGGUAUGAUGUUGGUAUUGUGAAGGUCACAAACAUGUUAGUAACCCACUACUUUGUGCCACCGGAUGAUGCACUUGCUACUGAUGAUGACUCGGGGGCCAUCCCAGACUACAGCCAGAUGAAGAAGGUGGAGCUACAGCCAGGCACCGCCUACAAGUUCCGCGUAGCAGGGAUCAACACGUGUGGUCGUGGGGCCUUCUCUGAAAUCUCUGCCUUUAAGACCUGCCUACCUGGCUUCCCAGGGGCCCCCUGUGCCAUCAAGAUCAGCAAGAGCCCAGAUGGUGCCCACCUGACGUGGGAGCCCCCCUCGGUGACCUCGGGGAAGAUCGUUGAGUACUCGGUAUACCUGGCGAUCCAGAGCACCCAAUCUGCAGAGGCCAAAGCUUCGUCGCCUGCCCAGCUGGCCUUCAUGCGAGUCUACUGUGGGCCCAGCCCCUCAUGUCUGGUGCAGACUUCCAGUCUGUCCAAUGCCCACAUUGACUACACCACCAAGCCAGCCAUCAUCUUCCGCAUUGCUGCACGCAAUGAGAAGGGCUAUGGCCCAGCCACACAGGUCCGGUGGCUGCAAGAAUCCAGCAAAGAUGGUGCUUCUGCUAAACCUGCAACAAAAAGGGCUGUGCCCUCAUCUGACAUGAAGGGUGUUGGCCCAAAGAAGGCCAGGUCAGACCAGUGAGCUCCACCACCUGCCUUCCUCUUCUUCCCAACCAGGAAUAUGACUGAACCCACCUUCCCUGAUAACCCGUACGUUCCCAGGUCAUCCUCAACCAGGAACACUGCAUCAGUUACUAAAAUGAAAGCAGAUCCACCGCACCUGACCAGGGUCCGACUACAGCAAGAACUCGGUGAAAAUCUGUGUAAGACACACAGACCAGUUGUGGGACUUGGUGGUGCCAUGAACGUCUUAUUUCAGUCUAUAUAUCGUUUUUUGGUUUUAAAUUCCAUUAGUGAUGAUAUUACUUCUAGAGAAAAAGGAAAAGCACAUUUACUUUUUGCUUUUUCAUUUUUUUUUUUUUUUUUUUUUUUGUUGAAUCAAAGCUGCAACAUUCAGGCAACUUAAUUUGCAGUUACUGGUUGGUUGUAUCUCCCCCCCUGCCCACGUUGUGUUCCCCCAACAAGAACGAUGUGUGGAAAAUACAACUGCUAUUAAUUUUAUUCAUGAAUCCUCGUUACUCAAGGGGGAAUGUGAUAAAAUUAACAUACCUGUUUGAGGACAUGAGGAACAUUGACCUUCGAAUGCAGGAUAUUCAAAAAUGGAAAAACAAACAGCACUUCCUCUGAAAAGAGAAGCUUUGUCCAAGAAAAAAAAUUACGAAUAUACAUAUAUAUUUCUAUAUAUAUAUAGACCUGGACUCCAUCUCUGUGUUCUCUGGCAUCACUGUGUGCUUUGUCCUUUCCUGAGGGUGAUGUGCAAAACUGGGGGCCAUCUGACAAAGUGGAAGAAGGGGCUUGGGUUGGUGCUGAGAAAAAGAACAUGGACUACAUUGGGACUGGCAGCGUGUUAAAAGAAAAAAAUCUUGUAAAAACUUUAAAUUCAAAAUUAGGAAGCAGUGAUGCAGACGUUCUGCGUGUUUAUUUUUGUAUUUUUUAAAAGUACCUUUUCCUUGUGUGUUAUGUGUAUUUCAGACAGCAGUUUUAAAUUUUUUUUUUUUUUUCCUUUCCCUUUUACUGUUUAGUUCCCCAAUGCUUCUUAUAUUCCCUCUGUAAGAGCUGACAUGGCUGCACUGAAGGAGUCACAAUUUUUUUUUUUUUUUUUUUUUUUUUUGUUUUUUUUUCUGUUCAAAAUCCUGAUUUCAUUCAUUGUUAAUGGUCUUGCAUCAGAUAAAAGGGGAAGGACUUUGUUUUGGAAAAGGGCAACAAACAAAAUGAAAAUCCAGGAAGAUGAGGGCUCUGUUUAUUUCCUUUCAUAUGGGGGUUUUCGCGUGCAAGUAAACUGGACAUGAUGGGCAUGACGGGAGGUUUUCUUUUCUUUUUUUUUUUCUUUUUUUUACAUUAAAUUCUGAGAUACAUGUUCCUUUCCGUAUCUGUUCUCCCACAUACUAGUCAAUGGGUUCAAUGCAGUGUGCUUUUAAUUUUUUUUUUUUUUUUUUUUUCUGUUUCCUUAAAAGUCCAGGACAUUAAUUUUUCCUAAAUUUGUUUUAGAAAGCUUUUCUGUUUUCCGAAUUGUUGAAGAAAGUUUCAGAAGACAUAGCUUAAAAGAUAACGAAGGGAAAUGGCGUUUACGGGGGUUUGUGUAUUUUGCGGACCGUAUGCAGGGUAAUGUUUUAUGUGGUAGAGAAAAUAUUUCAAGAAAGAUCAGUCCUGUCUUUUUGAAAGUGUACAGGAAGUUUAUCUUUUUUCCCCUUUUUUUUUUUUUUUUUUUUCUUUCUUUCUUUCCCCUCUCUCCCCCUUUCUUCCUCUCUCCUCCUUUUGGAGUUGGGAAGGGAGGGUUUUCGCCAGACUUUGGACUCUGUUGUAAAUUGGUUGCUUCAUAUAGCAAGAAGAAAAUCUUGGCUUUUUCUAUAUCUGUAUCAGGUUUUUACAUGUUUGUCAUCUCUUUAUUGCUUAUGUCUUGACAUAAACAAAAAUUGUCUUUGCUCAAUUAUGCCUUUCAUUUUUGAGAUUCAACUUUUUCAACAUGUGGGUCAGUGUGUUGGGCAAUUCUUUAAGGAAUAAUUAUAUAAAAUUUGGAUUUCAUUGCAGUUAGUCCUGCAUGUCUACUCAAUUUCAUAAUGCGUAAUUUUUUUUUCUUUUUUUUGCCAUCUAACUCCAGUUCUAGUUAUUGACUAACUUUGGACAGUUUUUAAUUUCAUAAGAUCCCACCAUUGGCUAAUUUAUAUAUGAAGAAAAAAAAAACAUGUCACAAAUAGAAUUUUGGUGUCUGUGCCCAUGUCUCCGUCUCGUUAACUGUGUCAUUCCAAACUGAAAGGACUUGUGACUAGUGGCACCUGAACUUCUGAUCAACUGAAGGAUUGAAUUAAAAGCAUAGAUACAUGCCCAUUUUGUUCCUGUGCUGUGCUACAGAAGUGUCCUUUACCCCUACUUUGAAUGGUCAGUGUUUUUGCAGCUCGUCCGUCUUCACCAGUGUCAACGUUUCCUGUACUGUACAUAAGUUAAGUUGGCAGAGAUGUCAGGCGUUAUAAGCAUUUGGUUGUAGUGUAACAGUAGUUUGUACAAAAAUGUUUAAAACAGUCUGGUAUGAGGAGUUUGUCUAAAUAUCCUUCACAAAUACAAUGGAUUAA